AUGGCCAAGGCUCAUGUCCUGGUGCUGCCGCUCCCGGCGCAGGGCCACAUCACCCCGCUCAUGGAGCUCUCCUACCGCCUGGUCGACCACGGUUUCGAGGUCACCUUCAUCACCACCGAGGUGCACCACGCACUGGUGGUCGGCGCUCUGAGCGCGUCCGGCAGCGAGGUGGCCCUGGGCGGCGGCAUCCACCUGGCGUCCAUCCCGGACGGGCUGUCCAACGACGAGGACCGAAAGGACCUCAAUAAGCUCUUCGAUGCCAUCCCGCGCCACAUGCCGGGCCAUCUGGAGCAGCUCAUCGCCGGCUUGGAGGCGGCCGGGCGGCCUGCGGCGAAGUGGCUCGUCGGCGACGUCAGCAUGGGAUGGUCCUUCGAGGUCGCCAGGAAGUUCGGCAUCCGGGCCGUGUCCGUUUGGUCUGCGGCCACGGCGAGCUUGGCCUUGAAUCUAAUGAUCCCCAAGCUCAUAGAAGACGGACUCAUCGACGACAAGGGCUCGCUAAGGAGGCACGAGAUGUUCGAGCUCGCCAAGGGGAUGCCGCAGGUGCACACGUCGCAGCUGCCGUGGAUCAACGACAGCGUGCCCGAGGGGCGGCACAUCAUCUUCGACAUGGUCACCCAGAACAACAAGCUCAACGCCCUUGCCGAGAUGACGGUGGCCAAUUCCUUCCACGAGGCUGAGCCCAGCGCGUGUGGGCUCUUCCCCAACAUCCUGCCCAUCGGCCCGCUGUCCGCCGACAAGAAGCCCGUCGGGAACUUCCUGCAGGAGGACGGGAGGUGCAUCAAGUGGCUCGACGCACAGCCAGACCGGUCCGUCGUGUACGUGGCCUUUGGCAGCAUUGCCAUCCUCGAUGGGCGCCAGUUCAAAGAGCUGGCCGAGGGGCUGGAGCUCGCUGGCCGGCCGUUCCUGUUGGUAGUUCGCCCGGAUUUCAGUCCCGGCGGCCUGAGCAAGGCGUGGCUCGACGAGUUCCGCCAACACCUCUACGGCAGAAGAGGCAUGGUGGUCAGCUGGUGCUCCCAGCAGCAGGUCCUGGCGCACCGUGCGGUGGCCUGCUUCGUGUCGCACUGCGGGUGGAACUCGACCAUAGAGGGUGUGAGCAACGGCGUUCCGUUCCUGUGCUGGACCUAUUUCUGCGACCAGCACCUGAACCGGAACUACAUCACCAACCUGUGGAGGACCGGCCGGGCGGUGUCCCCCGACGUGGACGGGAUCGUGACCAAGGAGGAGCUGAGAAGCAAGGUGGAGCAGGUCAUCGGCGAUGCCGGUAUCAAGGAGAGGGCGCGGCUGUUCGCGGACGUGGCUCGCCAGAGCAUCAGCGAAGGGGGAUCCUCGUACGAGAACUUCAAAAGGUUUGUGAACCUGCUAAGUGAGUGAUGAGGAUCAAAAGCAUCGAGUUGAGUACCGCGGCGAGCUUCCUCUACGCUGCAAGCAAUCCUUCGGAGAUUCACAUGAAUGUGCAUGCGUGCCAUUGCGUGGUUCUAUUUUUGCAGUCGUGAAAUUGUGCACGACCUCGUGGAAAGCUCCCGCAGUGCUAUGUUGGGUUGAUCUCUUUCCUAAUAGACCCAACGGUCUAUUAGGACCUUGAUUUGCGCCCUGAUCGGGGGCGCCCAACCUUAAUGGUUGGUGGGCCCCCGCUGCACAGCGCUAAAUAAAGAGGGGUGAAGGGGCCGGGGCACCGUGACUGAAGUUCAUCGUGCCGCCAGUACCCUCUCCCACAUUCUAAACCCUAGCCGAUCUAGAGGGUGCGCUGGAGCAGCGGGAAGCUACACCACCGCCUCCAUCGACGUUGAUCAGCGACUCCACUGCCCCGCUCGUCGCUGCCUUAGAGCAGAUCGUCAUCAGCGAACCGGAGAUGGCCACCGGAUCGAGCUCAAACGCUGGUGGUGAUGGUCUCUCUCUCUACUCUCUCACUGCGUUCCUUCAUAUAUCGCUUAUGCAAUAGAUCUAGAGUCUUUUGCUCUUGAUGUAAAGAAAAGGAAAGAAAUCCUACUCGGUUUAUGCA
This is a messenger RNA of Panicum virgatum (switchgrass), 1999 nucleotides long. RefSeq names its product UDP-glycosyltransferase 83A1-like. The coding region runs from base 1 to 1371 and encodes 456 amino acids. The record is from RefSeq and is a predicted model, not a curated record. Gene Ontology annotation, molecular function: UDP-glycosyltransferase activity. Lineage: Eukaryota; Viridiplantae; Streptophyta; Magnoliopsida; Poales; Poaceae. The transcript is spliced from 2 exons.